Chiloscyllium plagiosum (whitespotted bambooshark) is the source of this 4965-nucleotide messenger RNA. Lineage: Eukaryota; Metazoa; Chordata; Chondrichthyes; Orectolobiformes; Hemiscylliidae. The record is from RefSeq and is a predicted model, not a curated record.
AUGACGCUCGGAUUAAUUAAUCUUGUCAAGAAAACUUCAGUGCAAUGUAUUCAAUUUUAUUUUCAAUAUCGACAUACAUUUAUAAAGCCUGGAUACUUAUUGGCACAGCGCAAAACCAAGCCAGAAUUCAGACAGCAGCUAACAAGCUUCUACUUCCGUUAAUAUGCUGCAUAGAAGGAAUGGGGGGUACUAUUAUAGCCAUAUAAUACGUUGGAAACAACAACAAAUGACGUGUAACGAAAUCCGAGAUCUAUGUAUUCCAAAACAUACUGUCGGGAAAGUCUGCGUUAUCAGUCGAUGACAAAUUCAAAUAAAUGCUUAGUGAUCACUUUGCCAUUUUGUCGAUUGAUACGCAGGAUUCCCAGCUACAAAUCAGGAUAAUCUGUUACUAUGCAACAUAAUCAUUAAUGUUUCACAUGUGCCUGUAGGCAGAGCAAAAUAAAAUUAUAACAAGCUGUUCCAACUACUAAGAGAAAAAAAAAAUAGACAACUUUACUAGACAUAGAGCUGUGUCCGGAAAUAUAGAAGACAUUGGACUUUCAGAAAUUUAGAAAUGUACCAUUGUCACUUAAAUGUUGAGCAAAACAUAACGCGUGGGACAACGUUGAAUAUUUGUCUGUCUGUGAAAUUAAGAAGUGAUAUGAGUAUACUCCAGAUGGGUUUUUUUUCUUUCAGUCUCCAGGCUAAAAGAACAGAACCAGUUUGAAAUUCUUCGAUUCAUAAACAUAUCAUGGGUUACUGACCAACCAUUUAGGUCAAUUGAUUUUGUUUCAAAAAUACACGAUAACCUUUGAAGUCAUGGCUAUAAUAAUUUGCUAAUUCGUUUGAAAAAUCCGUGGAGUUUUCUUUGUCUCUAUACUUCCUCCGGCUCAAGCUGGUAAUAGAAUGUGAUGGUGAAUACGUCUCCAGAUCCCGGAUAAUUAAGGUAAAAAAAACUAUUUCAGAUUGCUGCUCAAUAAAGCUUCUACGUUAUUGCCGUAGUGGAGAAAUCUUAUUUAAUGGAAUAUUAGAAUGCACAACAAAUUAUGGUGUUCAUUAAGAUGUUGGGGUAUGCAUUUUAGUGAUAAACAUUGGGCCGUGUAUUUGCAAUGCUCGAUGGCCGUCAGUGCGUGGAAUCUUUAGGUCAUGAGAAACGGCGAAAUAAACAGCAAUUUUUUUAAAAAAACUCUUUUCGCAGACAUUUAUUUCAUAUUAUUAAAUAAUAAUAUUUCAGAUGUGUGCUCGAGCAACAAACAUUGUCCUUACUUUAACAGCGUUCAUUUGUUAUGUUUGGACUACAAACUCACAAGUGAAAAUGUUGACUUUACUGGCAAACGGUCUAGCUAUAGUGUACUUUCCUAAAGUGUCCUCUUUUCCUGAUUUGUACUUCCCCGAUUAUUAUUGGUGAUUUAUUUCCUUGCAGUUGAAGUGCAAUCCGGAACGAUAUUUUUUUUUAACCGAGAAAUCUUUUGACCUGGAAUAUACAUUUUUAAAAAGUUCUCCCAUAUUUCUGAUAACUGACUGUAUAUUUUUUUUCUUAUUCUGGACUUAGAAGGUAAUAAUAGCAAUCGCCGCUGAUUGCAGUGAUGGACAUUUUAUUUAUAAACUCUCACCAUGUUUGUGUCUGGUAAAAAUCGGCUUCAGACAUAUUUUAAUAGAGGAAAGAUCCGAAUUCACACCGCAAUCUAGAGCGCUUCCCGAAACAUCUAUCGUCCUUUCGUUGUAGGUAUGCACAGGAGACAUGGAAGCAUACAGAUCGUGCAGUCUUUUUCCAGUAAGUAUAGUUCUUUUAACGAGCGAGGAGCGAAGGUAGUGCAAUAACUUCCUGAUAAGCGUUUCUGCUGGUGUGAAGCCUGUCUGUUCAGCACAGAGAUUGGGACAUGCCAGAGGAGACUCCAGAGAUCAAAAGAAAACAACAUUUCCGAAUAGCAGAGCAAACAGUUCCUAAAAUAUCCCAGACGGAAAGGCAGAAACAUGUUUUUAUUGUAAUAAUCCUUUACUAUUAACACACCAGGUGCAUACUUCCUAGACUGUCUAGCUGCUGUAAAUGCUGGCUGUGCUUUCCUACGCCUAACCCUGACAAAAUAUGCCUAUUAAUGUGGAACAUAAAAGCAACUGAUCCGCUCGAGAGGAACGAAAACCCUAGACACAGUAACUGGUCAAUAUGCCCGGACAUUGUGGACAACAGCUUCGGAGACAAGUUCUGUGAUCUAACGAGAGGAUUGGGAAAGAGCGAGCGAGAGAGAGAGAGAGAAAAAAGUUGUAAAACAGAAGGCGGAAACGAUACCCGGGAUUCAUCACACAUCUUAUUCUCAACAAUGUUGGAAUCAUACCUGCGUUCCUAAACAUGUAAAUGGCACAGUGGCUUGGGAAAGAAAUUAACAGAAGACAUUGACCUUUUAAGGUGACACAGUCUAUCGACACUUCCAAUAUUAAAAGAUUGUGUGCGAUUUUUGUACAAUAUCUUUUUGAAAAUAGUCGAAUACAUGCUAUUUACCACCUGUGAUGUGGAAUGCUAUUGGGUGACGGGAUCACAUGGCCAGGUCACGUGAAUAGAAAUAAGUCGGGCCGAAGGAAAAUGGGUGCUUGGUGUAAAUCGGGGGUGUAAUGCUACCAUUUAUCACGCUAUCUCGUAAAACCGACACUGAAGAGUCCUGGCCAACAAAUCACCAGACAAAAUUAUGAGUUCGUCGUAUUAUGUGAAUGCUCUUUUUCCCAAAUAUACGGCGGGGACAUCCGUUUUCCAGAACGCGAGUGGCUUUACAGAAGCAACUUCUUGCGCUUUUGCUACCAACUCACAAAGAUCCAGCUAUGGAGCGGGCGCCAGCGCCUUCCCAGCCCCGAUGGCCGGCCUGUACAAUGUUAACAGUGCAAUCUAUCACGGCCCUUCCAUGUACAACACAGGUUAUAACUUAAAUUCCGAUUCCUACAACCUGCGCUGCUCUGCCUUAGACCAGAACAUUCCAGUUCUUUGCAGCGAUCUGAGCAAACAGGGUUGCGAAAAAUUGGAUCAGACAAACGUGCACCCUCAAGCAGAGAGCAAUUUCCGGAUUUACCCCUGGAUGAGGAAUGCAGGCCCGGACAGAAAAAGAGGGCGACAGACCUAUACCCGUUACCAGACGCUGGAACUGGAGAAAGAAUUUCACUUCAAUCGCUAUCUGACUCGCAGACGACGGAUCGAAAUCGCCCACGCUCUGUGUCUGACUGAGAGGCAGAUCAAAAUCUGGUUCCAGAACAGGAGGAUGAAAUGGAAAAAAGAAACCAAAGCUGGGAGCUCUAGCACCACGACCGAGGAAAAGCAGGAAUGAGACUCCCACCAAAAUCUUGAACUAUGCGAAGAAAGUUGCUCUGUCGCCGCGAAACCAUGACAUUUGACUAGCUAACCACAAUCGUGGACUAUUUCAGAAAUGGUGUGCGCUAGCGCUCAUGAUACUACCUAUGUGUUUUAAUAACCUCUUUCGAAAUCAUGUCUUUAAAAAUUAAAGUUCGCUGAUUUAGAUUUCAUCUUUUCAAAAAAUAAAUCAAAAUCUUUAUUGGCAUUAGUAGAGAGCUAAGAAUUGAGUCCAGAAUCCAUGUUUUCAGUAACAAAAGGAAAGUGGAAGGACUGAGAACAAUUGUCUGCAAAUGUUACAAGGCAGGCAGUCAAAUUGAAAUGCUUGAUUUCUCAAGUUUUAAUUGAGAAUCUCUGCCCGCAAUAUUACAAGGAACGCGAAAGAAAUUCGAAAUCCUUCUUCUCUAUUGUUAAAAUGAAAUGAAUUGAAUUUGGAUUCUGAAUCUGCCAUAGUGCAAUUAUCGGGAUACAUUAGCCGAUAAAACUAAAUGUGACCAUUGCUCUAACCUAUGUAAUGCAAAAUUCAAAUGUCAUUGCGUGUUUUAAAAUAUAUCUCAUGCACUGAACUACUUCUCAAACUUACUUUACUUCUGUUAAUGUCUUCUUCACGUGUUUUGAAAUAUUCUUGCACAGUAUUCACAAAACAAAAAUACCCGUGAUAAUAGAUAGUCGACCCCAGCCCAAUCAGAGACCAAGUUCUUGAGCCACUCUAACAUACAUAGCAAGAAUGGCCAGAAGGCUAACUAGUCGAAUAAAGUAGUUUAUUUCUAUUCAAAUUUUCGUUCUUAUUAUUUUUUACAUUACUUCUCAAUUAAUCUCUGAGUGUGCCACUAUACACCGAGAUGUACCGUUCUAUUAACAAAAUGAAGAAGAUUUGUCUUUUCGCAUAAGCAAUGAAAUGUAACUACCUAGACCACAAUAGUGGACAUCUUGCACGUCUUUGGAAACUACCUAAAUGUUCGAAUUAAAUAUUCGUUUCUUGACAGAGAGUGUUCUUGAAGUCUAGACUUUUCACACUUCUCUAAACAGUACCCAUUAUAUGAGAACAAAAAUGUGAAUAAUAUUCCGAUGUAUGUUUUUUUUUUAAAUGAGGUGCAUAUAUAGCCACUUUAUAACACAACAUAAUGAUAACUACCUAGAUACCGGUUUACAUUUGACGCGGAUGGAGUUGUUUCGUACUGUGCUUAAAUACUAUAAUGUAAAAAUAAACAGUAAAACAAGUUAUAUAUGAAUGGGGGAAAUUGCUAUAUUUCUCUCUGAUUGAUGGCAUUAAAAUAUAUACCUGCUAAAGAUUUCAAGCAACCAUGUAUCAUUGAAUGAUGUAAUUGUCUUUCUUUUAAGUUUGUUGUGUCAGUUGUCUUAUACAUGUGUACUGUCUAAAUUAUAAACAUUUUAAAAAACUGUAACCAAAUGUAAUAAUAGAAAUUUCGAGCAGCAUCGUCGACUAGAUAUAUUGUGGUUCCAUAUUCAGUAUGGUAUCUGUCAAUGGAAAGUUUGCUUUGUAAUAUGUGUAUGUGUUGUUAAAUAAUAUCUGAUGUUAAAGGUUUAAGGUGCAAUCUAUUUAAAAUGCAUAUAUUCGUUCCAGUCUUGUAUACUUUGAAUGGAGUCUCUGUAGACAAACAAAAAUGAGAAACAUUAAACGGUGCUUGAAUAAA